Molecule: messenger RNA, 510 nt
Organism: Staurois parvus
Lineage: Eukaryota; Metazoa; Chordata; Amphibia; Anura; Ranidae
Source: the annotation of a GenBank genome assembly
GGUCUCGGGCCCUCAGGCGGAGCGGCGGGCGCCGGACCCCCAGGCGGAGCGACAGGUCUCGGGCCCUCAGGCGGAGCGGCGGGCGCCGGACCCCCAGAUGGAGCGACAGGUCUCGGGCCCUCAGGCGGAGCGGCGGGCGCCGGACCCCCAGGUGGAGCGACAGGUCUCGGGCCCUCAGGCGGAGCGGCGGGCGCCGGACCCCCAGGUGGAGCGACAGGUCUCGGGCCCUCAGGCGGAGCAGCGGGCGCCGGACCCCCAGGCGGAGCGGCGGGCGCCGGACCCCCAGGCGGAGCGACAGGUCUCGGGCCCCCAGGCGGAGCGGCAGGCGCCGGACCCCCAGGUAGAGUGACAGGUCUCGGGCCCUCAGGCAGAGCGGCGGGCGCCGAGUCAUCUGGCACGACAGUGGGCUCCGAGUCAACUGGCAUGACCGCUGGCACUGGGUCAGACAUUGGAUCGUCUGGCUGGACAGCGGCAUCGGGUCACACCCGGCAUCAGGUCAUUUGGCUCGAC